Messenger RNA from Paramecium sonneborni, 826 nucleotides. The record is from the annotation of a GenBank genome assembly. Lineage: Eukaryota; Ciliophora; Oligohymenophorea; Peniculida; Parameciidae.
AAUUAAUGUUGAUUCCAUUUAUUAUUCUACUCUUAGCAUUAGGAAAAUGUCAAGAUGAUAUUGUUCAUUAAGAGGGAAUUGAAACACUUCAAGAAAUCUCUCCAGAAGAACAACUUAAGUAAUUGUAGGAAUAAAAACUAAAGAAGGAAAGAGAUACAAUUUAUUAUACUUGUAUUAUUUUAGCUAGAAUGCACUUAGGAAAUUAUGGAAAAGAAUUAGUAGAAAUUGUUGAUAAGUGAGUAUUAAUUAAUAAUAUUAUAGUUAAGCUUCUAAGGAAGAAUAAUAAAAUGUUUGGAUCAAAUUAUAUACAACUCAUGCAAUAUCAUGUUCUAAAUAACUUACUUAUGAUGAAAGUGUUUAAGUGUUAUUAUAAGUAAGAUCAGAGGAAUUUGAUCAUUCAAGAAUGCCAGCUUUGUUUUCCGAAAUUGAUUUCAAUUAAUUCAGAAACGGUUCUUGGGAAAGAGAAAUUACUGAUUUAGAAAAAACAGUAUGGAAAUAUAUUGAAGUAAUAGAAAUUAUAUAUAAAUGAUAGGAUUUUGAAUCUGCAUUAGCUGAAGAUUCAAACAAAAAAAAAUAAUAAGAAAAGGAGAGAGAAGAUGAUUAUGAUGAUUUAGAUUUAGAAUAUUUGAAGAUUGCUGCUUAAUAGACAAAAGGAAAACAUAGAACAUUGCAUGAUUAUCAACCAAAAUUACAAAAAGCCAAUUUUUCAGAUAUUCUAUUUUUAAUACUUGUUUUUGUGUUUAUAGGAGCAGGUAUAAUGUGGAUUAUAAAGAAAUUGAGUGUUUCAGAAGAAUAAUAAAAAAAGAAGAAAGUUAAACAGAAUUGA